Triticum dicoccoides is the source of this 3812-nucleotide messenger RNA. Its product is annotated as lichenase-2-like. The record is from RefSeq and is a predicted model, not a curated record. NCBI's taxonomy places the organism in Eukaryota, Viridiplantae, Streptophyta, Magnoliopsida, Poales, Poaceae. The coding region runs from base 2514 to 3530 and encodes 338 amino acids. The transcript has 2 exons. Gene Ontology annotation, molecular function: hydrolase activity, hydrolyzing O-glycosyl compounds. Gene Ontology annotation, biological process: carbohydrate metabolic process.
GGAGCCCCUCCAACACAGCUGGAGAGAAAGAGAGAGUUUUGAGAGCGAAUGGCGAGCCAAGGCGUUGCCUCCAUGUUGCCUCUGGCAUUGCUCCUCGGAGCCUAUCCCACAAAGGAGUUUUUUUGGAGGUAGAAGAUAGUAAGAUGUACGCACGUUAAUCUUAGAUUCCAUUAAGAGAAGCAUUAGCUAGCUAGGUAAGGUGUGUGUGUGUGUGUGUGUGUGUGUGUGUGUGUGUGUGUGUGUGUGUGUGUGUGUGUGUGUGUUUAGUUGUAUGUCGCUUUCGUUCUGCGUUCUAUUCUUCCCGCGUCACCGGUCUCAAUCUCUAUCUUUGAUGCGUCCAUCAAUGCAUGGGAGCACAAUAACUUCUCCAUUUUUUUGAAAACUGAACACGGUAAAUUUUGUAAAAAUCGUUUUCGCCAAAAUAAUUAGGAGUGCGUCUUGGAUUUAUAUAGGCAUGUACCACAUGCACGAAGAUGAAAGUGCACGUUUGAUCGACCUUCGGUGUGUUUUUUCUAGGGAAAAAAACGUUGCAAGAAGUAGGUAUCCCGCAUGGAAGUUAAUAUCUUAAAAUAAAAAAUGACAUUUUCUAGUCGAAAAUUGAAAGAGGUAUGGGUUUCCACGAGAUAAUAAUCAAUGAAAAUGAUACUUGUAGAUAGUUUUAACUGUUUAACUACAAAAAGAAAAAUCUAGUUGAUUGUACAUCCAAAAGCAUCAAAAAGCUUGCAAAUGAAGUCUCGAAAUGUUUGGUGAGCCAUCUUUUUACAAAGUCAGAAGGUUGAACUCCAGUGUCAUGUUUCGACAUAAUAAUCAGUGAAGCUAGUAUCUCUUUCUCCAGUGUCAUGUUUUUAUUUUGGCGGGUGAUCUCCAGUGUCAUGUUAAUUACCUAGAAAGUUUUUCUUCUUCCCUGCAUGCAAAGUUGUGCGCAACGGUUUGAUACACACACACUAGGCAGACAGUGUCGCCCUAGCACUGUUGACACGAGCCCUAGCUAGCGAGUACCCCAGUACUGCCACUGUUCCAUUCUUUUAAGUUUAACGAAAAUGAUUGCACCAGCUGCCCUAGCUACUAAUUGACUCAUUUGCGGUCUUGUGUACUCAUCGUAUCUUCAAAUUUCACCUGAUCGAUCAAUGGUACAUGACGCCAUCAAAGCAUUAGCUACUUCAGAGCUGACCCGCAAAUGGCUCUGUAUAUGUUUGCUUUUAUGUUCGGACGUGAUCCCAAACAUGAUGCAGGAGAGAGUCAUCCAAUUCUUUUCAUAAAUUAGUCCGUAUUUGUUCGUUUGGGAGGAAAAAAGAAGAGGACCAUGUGGUGAUUUUUAUUGGUCAAGUGAAUGUCCGGACACCGGUAUAAGUCCAUCAGUUUGUUUUGGAUUUGCCGGAAAACGGACGUCCGGACCACUUCGCGGAUCGAUGGGGUUCCACUGAAUGACAAAGUUUGACAUAAACGCUACGGACACUAUAAUAUGGACAUAUACCGAAGGAUUGAGAGUCUAUUGUAAAGAUGCCCCGACUAACUAUAACCCAGGUGUCGGCUCUGCUGGCCUUUCCAAGUUUGGUCCGCCUAAAAUGGCUUGAAAGGAAAUAACUAUGAUUUAUAUACUUUAGUGACAAAAACAAUAUUUAAGUCGGGCAUCAACCACUAGAGUAUGUGGGUGAAAGAGAUGGGGCAUCCUUUUGGUUUGAAGGAAUUUUAUAGGAUAGGAUUCUUAUAUGAAUUUUCCUUUAGAGCCCUUUGAUUCAUAGAAAUGGAUUCCUAUUUCUACAUAGAAUUGGCUCCUAUCUUUCAUAUUUUAAAGGAAAAUAAACAUGAGCCUAGAAUCAAUGGAAAAAUUACUAUGAUGUGAACCAAAUGACAUUUUUUUCCUAUUCCUACUCAUACUAUUUAAGAUACAUGUCAUCUUAUUUCCUAUAAUUUUUUUAUAUUCCUAUAACAAUCCUAUCCUAUGAACCAAAAAGAUCUAAAAACCAGUUAUGCAAACCUAGAAGCUACACGCAUGCAUGCAUCAUGCAUGUAUACAAGAUUUCAGUUAAAUGUCCUUUUCGGAGAGAUCCCUCGCCAACAGGUGAAAAUGCUGCUACUCGCUUGCUGUGUGUUCAUGCAUUGCCACCAUUUUUAUUUUUAUUUUGCAGAAAAUGCAUUGCCGCCAUUAUAUUCUUACUUAGGGCAUCUAACGGCGGCUGACCCCUAAAUUGUACUACCUUCGUCCUGAUUUAUUGUCCUCCUUUGUAUUUUUUAUUUAAUUUUGAUCUUAGAUCUAACUAAACAAAUUUUGAUGCAUGUAACCAAAGUUAAUAUCACUGAAAACUAUGUUUAAAUACGAAUCCAACUAUAUAAUAUUUGGUGACACGCAUUAUAAUUUUCUAAGUUAAAUCUAUUGUCAAAAUUUGGCAUAAAAUACUAAGAAGACCAAUAAACCAGAAAGGAGGUAGUACACCGUAUCUAUCCACAUAUCAUUUCGGAUCGAUGUCCUGACACUGAUAGGGAAGCCAACCAUCCAAUCACAUACCUCAAAUAUGCAUGUGGCUGCCUGUAAUAACAGGUUAUUUUCUCAGAGGUUAACAAACCAAUGUUACAUGCAUGUACCUUACUCGCAUGCAGUCGUGGAGUCCAUCGGGGUGUGCUACGGCAUGAGCGCCAACAACCUGCCAGCGGCGAGCACCGUCGUGGGCAUGUUCAAGUCCAACGGGAUCAAAUCGAUGCGGCUGUACGCCCCCGACAAGGCGGCGCUGCAGGCCGUCGGUGGCACGGGCAUCUACGUGGUCGUCGGGGCGCCUAACGACGUGCUCUCCAACCUCGCCGCCAGCCCGGCGGCCGCCGCCUCGUGGGUCAGGAGCAACAUCCAGGCGUAUCCCAAGGUUUCCUUCCGGUACGUCUGCGUCGGAAACGAGGUCGCCGGCGGUGCCACCCGGAACCUCGUCCCAGCAAUGAAGAACGUGCAUGGCGCGCUCACUUCCGCCGGGCUGGGCCACAUCAAGGUGACCACGUCGGUGUCGCAGGCCAUCCUCGGCGUGUACAGCCCGCCCUCUGCCGGGUCCUUCACCGCAGAGGCGGCCGCGUUCAUGGGCCCCGUGGUGCAGUUCCUUGCCCGCACCCGCGCACCGCUCAUGGCCAACAUCUACCCCUACCUGGCCUGGGCCUACAACCCGAGCGCCAUGGACAUGAGCUACGCCCUCUUCACCGCAUCCGGCACCGUGGUCCAGGACGGUGGCUUCGGGUACCAGAACCUGUUCGAUACCACGAUGGACGCCUUCUACACGGCCAUGGCCAAGCACGGCGGCUCUAACGUGAAGCUAGUGGUGUCGGAGAGCGGGUGGCCGUCCGGCGGCGGCACCGCGGCGACUCCAGCCAACGCCAGGUUCUACAACCAGCACCUCAUCAACCACGUCGGGCGCGGAACCCCACGCCACCAGGGCGCCAUCGAGACCUACAUCUUCGCCAUGUUCAACGAGAACCAGAAGACCAGCGGCGUGGAGCAGCACUGGGGACUCUUCUACCCCAACAUGCAGCACGUCUACCCCAUCAACUUCUGAUGGCGCUAGAUAUUCUUUUAACAAUUGAAGUUGCUUACAUACGCGAGGAUGCACUCACCCAAUGAACGCACGCGCGCAUACCCUAUCCCUAUGAGCGUGUAUGCCAUACGUAUCUGGACAUUAUGUAUAUAUUGUGCAGUGCGUGGAUUGGGUUGCCACCGCUGAGGCAGCUCAGAUUCGUACGUACGCGACACUAGUGGUUUGCUAUACUAAUACAAAAAGUGUAUGUAUGAUUUACGAUGGAAGGGAAGCAGAUGUAAACGCUCUCGCUUCCUCGAUAUA